AUGGCUGCGCAACUUGCACAGAUGAUACUACUUGCGGGUCUUGCACUUCAGAAAGUGAUGCAGUAUCUUCAACUUCUCCAAACACUUGCUCAGCUAAAUGCACAGAAAAGUUUAAGCAUUUGCGUUAUUAAGGACAAAUUUUUAUAUUUUAAUUCAUAAUUUUCAAGAAGCAAUGAACAGUUGGCUCAAACGGCUGCGCAACUUGCACAGAUGACACUACUUGUGGGUCCUGCACUUCAGAAAGCGACGCAGUAUCUUCAACUUCUCCAAACACUUGCUCAGCUAAAUGCACAACUGGCUCAAAUGGCUGCGCAACUUGCACAGAUGACACUACUUGCGGGUCUUGCACUUCUGAAAGCGAUGCAGUAUCUUUAA
Messenger RNA from Blepharisma stoltei, 375 nucleotides. NCBI's taxonomy places the organism in Eukaryota, Ciliophora, Heterotrichea, Heterotrichida, Blepharismidae. The record is from the annotation of a GenBank genome assembly.